AAAAUAAAAGGCAUCAAACCAAAACAGAGUUGUCUCCUCUGCUUUCCUCUAAAGCCAUGGAUUUCUCCCCAUCUCUUACCGGUCCUGCCCAAAUGCUACAGAAACAAAGUGACGACGAUUCUCUUGCGGCCAAAAACCAUCCCUCCUCCGGCCGGACGCUUUCCUUCUCUUCUUCCUCUUCUUUUUCUUCAUGUUCUUCCCACGGAUCUUCAUAUUAUCUUGAUGAUUCUCCAUUCAGUCCUUCCACCCCACUCCAUUUUUCCGGCGUCCCAUUUUCCUGGGAACAUAUGCCUGGAAUUCCCAAAAAACACCAGCAUCAUAAGAAAAAUGAGUCAAUAAAGUUGUUCCCGCUAGUGCCGCCUCCUGCCACCGCAUCCACCUUGAAAAAGUACAAUUCCGAGGACCCCACAUCCCGGAAAAAAAACCUCGGUGAGGCAAGCUUCCGCAAGGAUCCGUUCUUUGCAGCUUUGGUCAAAUGCUCUAAGGACCAGGACGAUCAAGAAUCCGGCAAUUUAUGGACCGGGGCUAAGCUUUCCCGGAGUCUCAGUGACAGGUUUGGUUUUAUAAAUCUCUACACUUCCUGCAAAAGCACCUGUGAUGUUACGGAAUCAAUAGCCUAUCUUCCUAAAUCAAGAAGAGCACCAUCUUAUACUUACGGCAUAAUUAGCCACCACCGUUCCCGGUAUAUGUGAUCAUGUUCAACAGAUUUACAUUUCCUCUGUUCUCUUCCUUCUACAUUUUUCCUUUUUACUUUUUUGUAUGUGAAGAAAACAGUAUGUCAGUUUGUGUGCGAAGAAAACAGUUUGUUAGCAUGACAAUAUGUCUUCGAGACAGGAAAAUCAUUGUAAUAUAAUAUAAUGAGUAGGAAGCUGCAGAGCUGGCCUGCUUUGGUUUUAUAUUACUAUAAAUACAUUGUUGUGAAUGAAUUGCUCUUGUUGUA
Molecule: messenger RNA, 940 nt
Organism: Rubroshorea leprosula
Lineage: Eukaryota; Viridiplantae; Streptophyta; Magnoliopsida; Malvales; Dipterocarpaceae
Source: the annotation of a GenBank genome assembly